GCGCAGACCCGGCCUGAGGCUGAGGCUGGAUUCCUGGAGGCUGCCAUGUUUUCCCUGCCUUCCCUCUCCUCCUGGCUCCCCAACUUCCCUUCCUUUGAGUGGGGUUCCAGUCUCUUCGACAGCCUCCUGCAAGGCCUGAUCGGGGCCCUUGGAGUCUCGGUUCUCAACAAUCUCCUGAAAGUUUACUUCUUCGUGGCCUGUGUCAAUGACCCCCAGCGGCAGCCCCAAAUGCAGCGGCUGCGAGCGCAAUGGGCCUCCUUGGAGAUUGUGCAUCUGGCCGGUCUGGCUCUGUUCCUGACCGUGAUAAGGGCCAGGGUAGCCGCCCUCGUGGUCUUGGAGUUCUCCCUCCGGGCUGUGUCCACAUUGCUGUCCCUGGGCAAGGGCUCCAGGGACAAGGAGCGGCUCCAGCUCUUCCUGGUGUGUCAGUUCUCCCUGGGCUGUGGGCUAAGCUGUGGCCUGAGCUUCCUACAGGAAGGUGCCCCACACCGCUCCCUAAACCUACUGCUGAGCCUAGGGCUGGCCGCACUCCUCAGCCUGGGCGCCCGGCGCUUAAACCGUCACACCUGCAACCUCUAUGAGUUACACAGCAGCCAGCGCUACUGUGGGGUCUGCUUGGGUCUGCUGGCCAGCCAGCACGGCCUGCCCAGGUUCCUGGGCCGCGCUCUGGCGGUGGCCUUUGCUGUGAGUGAUCUAGCAGCUGUGGCCCUCAUCAACAAGGACUUCCUGAACACGUCAGAGGCCGUGCGGUUCUGGACUCCGCUCACCAUCUGCUACACGCUGCUGGUCAUCUACAUGCAGGGUGAGAGCCCCGGGGCUGAGGUCCCCUCCAUUGGCCACACAUCCCAGCCACCCAGUCCAGGGACAGGACUUUACUGUAGGCUCCUCAGAUGUCAUAUAGGAGCCCUAAAGACCCGGCACCUGGGUUUGUCUUCAGGACUAGAGGAGCAGCAGCACCGCUUCAGCCUACAGGGCCAGGUCCAGACGGUUCUGGUGCGCAUGGCUGGCCUCUUUGUUCUGUUGAUGACGGUGGGCCUCUGGCUGGACCUCCUGGGUAUCUUUGUCUCCCUUUUGGGUGAGCUAUGGUGCUUAGCAGGUAUUCGCGUCUUAAUCGACCUCUGCCAGAUACAGGUAGGUACCUUUAGGGACCCCCAGCCUCCCACUCCGUCCCCAAGGUUUCCAGCAACCCCCAGAGACCUAAUUUUGAUAAGAGUUGGGAGGGCAAGGGACCCGGUUGUCAUUAAGGAGUGGGGAGCUGGGUGCCAGGGACCACUCCGGCUGGCAUCCUGGGAGGGUCCCAGAGGGUAGGAAGGUCCUGAUGAUAGUAGACCUGAGACUGGACUAAGGGGAUGUGUCCCUUCUGACCCUCCCCCAGGGCUUUCCACCCCAGAGGCCUACAGUAACAGUAGCAGUAACAGCAGAAGGAGAAUCAAGAUGGACAGGUCCAUCCGAGCCCCAGCCUUCCACACCUGCCCCAGCCAGAAGAGCGGUCCCCUCCUGACUUGCUCUGAGGAGGAUGUGAAGUCAGUUUCAGGCCUACAUGGGCUAACCACAGCAAGGUCUUGACCACAAGAUGUGGCCUGAAGGCCGAGUGGCAGAGCUGGUCCCCACCUAGACUUUUGGGCAGGCCAUGGGGGUGGGGUGGGGGCUCUGGAGAAAGGGGGUGACCAGGGCUGGAGAGCUAGAGAGGCCGGGACAUGAAUCCUUCUGUGUUGAAGAUGGGCAGCUUCGCCAGACCCACUUUUCUUGGCCCAGCAAGAAGACAGAGGACAAUUGUGACCUCAGAAUGACCCCUGCCCUUUGGCCACCCCCCCCCUUGCUCUCAAGAAGACAAUAAAGGUGACUUUUCUCAA
Rattus norvegicus (Norway rat) is the source of this 1850-nucleotide messenger RNA. The record is from RefSeq and is a predicted model, not a curated record. NCBI's taxonomy places the organism in Eukaryota, Metazoa, Chordata, Mammalia, Rodentia, Muridae.